Drosophila serrata is the source of this 889-nucleotide messenger RNA. RefSeq names its product transmembrane p24 trafficking protein CHOp24 (gene CHOp24). NCBI's taxonomy places the organism in Eukaryota, Metazoa, Arthropoda, Insecta, Diptera, Drosophilidae. The record is from RefSeq and is a predicted model, not a curated record.
CACUACGGCCACACCAUUUCACGAAACAACUCGACAACUACGUGGCUGCGCUCGUUCACAAAAUAAUCAAAUUUUAGGUCAGAAAAACCGACAAACACAAUGGAAGGAAUGCUCACCAAGCUGCUGCUAUUCCUGGGCAGCUUCCUGCUGCUGUGCCGCAUCGGCGAGGGCUUUAUCGUUAGCGUGGAUGCCCACAACGAGGAGUGCUUCUUUGAGAAUGUCGAAGGCGGCACCAAGUUCGGCGUCACCUUUGAGGUGAUUGACGGCGGUUUCCUGGACGUGGACAUCAAAAUCACCGGUCCCGACAACCAUGUGAUGCACGAGAGCGAAAAGGAGUCCUCCGGCAAGUACACGUUUGUGGCCCCGGCCAAGGGUACCUACACUGUUUGCUUCAACAACGAGCGCAGCAGCAUGACACCCAAGCUGGUCAUGUUCUCGAUCGAUGUUGGCGAGGCACCUCAGCGCGCUCCAGGUGCACCUGGCGAGGAGGAGGUGGGCCACACCAAGCUGGAGGACAUGAUCCGUGAGCUCUCAGGCACGCUGACCAGCGUUAAGCACGAGCAGGAGUACAUGCAUGUCCGCGACAAGAUCCAUCGCUCGGUGAACGAGAGCACCAACUCCCGCGUCGUUCUGUGGUCCACGUUUGAGGCCCUGGUGCUGGUCCUCAUGACAGUUGGCCAGGUGUAUUACCUGAAGCGCUUCUUCGAGGUUAAGCGAGUCGUUUAAGGCCAGAGAGCUCGAAGGUUUAGAAAAAAGGAGCAAUGAAUGGAGAAUGGAGGAGAGACACACCACACUCACAGGGGUAAGGUGUGUGUGUGUGUGUGUAUGUGCGUACGUGUGAGGUGUUGAAGUCUCAGAUUAAUUUAAACGAAGAAAAUCCUUUUGUAAU